Cinclus cinclus is the source of this 3135-nucleotide messenger RNA. RefSeq names its product centlein (gene CNTLN). The record is from RefSeq and is a predicted model, not a curated record. Gene Ontology annotation, biological process: centriole-centriole cohesion; protein localization to organelle. Gene Ontology annotation, cellular component: centrosome; centriole. Lineage: Eukaryota; Metazoa; Chordata; Aves; Passeriformes; Cinclidae.
AUGUUCACUACUGCUGUAGUAGAUGACAUUAUAGACUGUUCAGAACAGCAGCAGGAGAUAAACAGCUUAAUGCAGAGAAAAAAUGCUGUGGAUGAGGAAAAUGCCCGUUUGAAGGAUGAAUUCGGUAACUUGAACUGGAAAUUUAAAGAUAAAAGCCAAGAACUUAAGGACACUGAGGAGUGUGCACAAAAGAAGGAAGAGCAAAACAGACUGGUUAUAAAAAACGUGGAGGAGGAAAACAAGGGAUUAAAUAUAUGCUGUGCUGACCUGCUAAGUGACCUGGAGAAACUGAGGAAGCAGGAGGCACAAUGGAAAAUUAAAUCUGGCAAUGAUGCCAAAAUAAAGAAUUAUGCUAAAUGCCAGGGUCUGGAAAUUCGUGGUCUGACACAGCUCUCUGGUGGAGCUCUGAACAUCACACUUAGAGGUUUGCUUGACUCACUGAGGCUUGAGCCUUGCUGUCUCAAGAAGGAGUUAGAGGAGCUACAGAAUCUUUACAGACAAAACAUUGGAGAUGCAACACAGCAGGCUGAGCUGAUAAAGCAGGUAGAGGCUCUCAAUGCUGAUACACAAAAAGUACUGCAAGACCAAGAAUAUGCUCACACAGCUAAAACAACAUAUCAGAAACUAUGUUUACAGAAAAAAAUGAAAAAAGCAGAUCUUAAGCUAGCAGAGCAUAAUUUGUACACUCCAGAUACUCUGGAAAGCAACAAUAUAAGGACUGGAAGAAAGCAUGAGGAACCACCUGUGAAAUGUUCAAGGUCUCUGUCCCCAAAGAGCUCUUUCAGAGAGUCAGAGGAGUCUCAAGAAUCUUUUGAGUUAAGAGCAGCCUAUGGAAAACAUGAAGAGAGGCUGCAGAUGUUACAGACCAACUACAGAGCACUAAAAAAGCAAUUAAAACAGUGGGAAGAGGGUGAUAGCAGGCUUGAAAAUAGUAAAAGCAGAUACCAAUGUACAGUCUCCUGUCAGCUUUGUCAAGAGGAUCCUGAUGUGAUGUAGAAUGAACUAUCUCUUUUUAAAAGGGACCAUGAAAAGCUCCCUUUGAUUGAGAAACUGAAUCUUGGAGAAAAAUUGAAUCAGAUGAAAAUACACCAAUCCGUGAAGCCUCUUUUUAAACUUAGUGAAGAUGAUGGGGUCAAGGGUAAUAUUCCAAAGAGGUAUAUGAGAGAAGUUUCACAUGAGAUGUUACAGAAGGUACAACAACUGGAAAGAAGAUUCAAAGCUAGAAGGGGAGUUAAAGAACAGAAAGAAGUAAAUAAAGACUUACUGAACGAGAACAUUUCUUAAUCUUUAAACACGCAAAAGGAAGAUGCAGACACAGGAAGAAAAGAGCUGGAAACACUACUUAAGAGGACUUGUGAAGUAAAAAAAGAAAAAGCAGAAUUUCAGUUAGUGAUUGAUGAGAAGGAAAAAGAGGCUGCCUCUUUGAAGAGACAAGUGACAAAAGCUAACAGGUUGAGAAAUGAAAGUGAAGAUUUGCUGAGUCAAGUGCAGGAGCAGAAGUGUUUGCCAGAUAAAGCCAAAGCAGUGGCAAUCUCUGGGCAAUGUAAUCGCAAGGUAACAGGCACUAAGGUUAAAUUAAAAACAGCCAAGAAAAAGAUCUCUUCGGGACAUCAUGGAGCUUUCCUCAAACAGUCCAUCAAGGUUAGGAGUAAUGUAUUUGAGAACUUCAGUAAGGACGGCUGGGAGGAUGUGAGUGAAAGCAGUGACUCUGAAAUACCAACUUCUGAAAGUUAGGAAACAGUGAUUGUGAAAGUGCAAAACAUUGAUCCAAUGCCAGACAGAAGCACACAAGAAGAACAAAAACCCUGCAUGAACAGAGCAAAAGGGAGAAAUAUCACUUUCCAGAAACUGGGCUACUCUGUUACCCUACUGCAGGAAAAAAUUAAGUCACUACAAAAGCAGCUAGCUGCAGAGUGGAAAAAAAGGACAGCAGUGACUUCCAUUAAAAAUGUUAAAGAAAUCAAUGAAAAAUUAACAAGUCAGCUACAUUUGGCUUAUCAGAGACUUCGAGUUAAUAAACUUGUAAAACAUGUGUUGACCUCCAACCUGGCCAAAUGGCAACAGGAGAAGGAAGAUUUAGAAGGAAAAUUAAAGUUGAGAGAACAUCUGUCUCAAACUGCUGGCAAGAGUGAAGCCAUACCAUCUCCUUCAAAGAACAUUGAUUUAGAGAUGAAACAGCUGCAGUGCAAACUAGAGAAUUCGAAUACUGGGGUCACUAAGCAAUCGACCACCAUGAAGUCACUGAAAAAACCCCAAUUCCAGGGGGAAGCGGAGUGGGCUGGGAGCUGCGAUCCGAGUCUGGUGCCGGUGCUCUCCGUUGUAAUUUCUCAGUUGGAGAGGGACCUUACUAUUAGAAAACAUUUGAUACAAGACUUAAGGUCUCUCCUAAAAGCAAAUCAAGAAAAUGAGAAAACCUCAAAUGAAACAUUAGAAAGUCUUGAGAGAAAGUUGAAGGCACUGGCUGAAGACAAAAAAGCUUCCAUUGAGUCAAUGAAACAAAAAUUUAAUGCAGCUAUGAAAGAGAAGUCUGAGUAUGAGGAGAUGUAUCACAAAGCUGAAGAUGAUUUGGAGUAAAAGGAUCUCAAGCUUACUAAACUAGAAAGCAAAUUGAUUGAGACUGAAUGUGCAAUGACUGAACUUGAAGAAGCUGCAUCUCAACAACUACAUGGCUUGGCUAAACAGAGUACACAGGCUUGAACACUACAGAAGGAGCUGCUGCUCACCAGUGACAAAGUAGAAGAGUUCAGGACAUUUGUGAAGACUCUAACUGGAGAGUUACACCACAGUGUACAAGAGCUGAGAACAAAAAUCAAACUGGCAAAAAAGAAAAAAAGGGAAAUGAAAGCAUGCAAAAAGGGUCUUUCCUAAGAGAGUCUUCAGCUGGCAGCAUCUAUCCUUAAUGUUUCAACAACUGAUCUUUAUGAAAUACUAUAAGAAGGAGAUGAUGAGGAAACAGCAAAGAAAAAAAUUGACUUUGAAAAAGAUAAAGAAUGGCUACAACAUAUCCAGAAACUUCUUGAAGUACAGUUUCCCUUUGCCUCAUACUUAAUGGAUGCUGUACUGAAAAAAUUAAGUGAGAAGAAGAAAUUGUUAGAAGAAUACAGUUCCCUCAUGAAGCAAUCUGUAUAUUCCUAA